AGGUGAAGGCGAGGAGCCCAAUGUGUGCAGGUUUUGCGGCAAGAUGUGCAGCAAUCGCUACAACCUUAAGAAGCACGAGCGAGACAUGCACUUGAACCGCGGCGCCAAGUUUGUAUGCGACCUCUGCAACCGGCAGUAUAGCUCGCUCAACAGUCUGCAGGUGCACCGCAGCAACUCCCAUCCGACAGGCGUCGUGCGAAGGCGUAGCUCCAUCGGUACCCGCGCAACUGCAAGCUCCGAUCCCACUGCCGCACCCGCAGCAGAUGAUCAAGUUCCAGCCGGACGAGUACCCGCCGCCGCAACCCAUGCGGGAGGACCUGCUGCACCAGCCGCCCCCGGUCUUCGAGGUGGACGCAGACCCCUCCGACGCCGCGGCCAUCGCUGCGCUCUUCAGGAAGACCCUGAGGACCUAAUCGGUUUCCAUGUGACUGCCGCUCUUCGCGGGGAUUCGAGAGCGCUGAGGAGUCUGGCUGGUUGCGUCCUGGUGGAUCGCGCGCUCCUUUCCGAUGCGCUGGAGAACGAUACUCUUGUAUAAACUCGUUUUAGGCCUUUAGGCUCGAUCUGUUCCUAGUCGUGAGAGGUUUUUAAGUAUUAGUCAUAAAGGUUGUAUGGACUUUGUAUACUUGUAAGUUAAGCUCUUUUGGUUCUAAAAAGACAUUGUGUUGGCGUCUUACGAAGCAAAUCAGUGUGUUGUUUUACUUCUGUUUUCAGCAAUUUACUUUUAAGCACGAACGAAAGCGAACGUAUCAUUUACAUGUAAGAGUCUUUUGUAUAGAUCUUAUAGUCUCGUACGGAUGUAUCUUCUGCUUGUAGUUAUAAGUAACCCUUUUCAGUCACACUAAUUUUAUCUUUUAAACGGAGGAAGACUUAUUUUUAUAACACGCAAUGAAGAAGUCUUCAGAAAGGAAUUGUCGGAUACCGUUUACAAGAUGAGUCCAGGUGUGACUGCUGUGAUUUGGCAAUCGUAUUUAUUUUGCAAUAGUAAUGUUUAUUUCCCUAUUCUGUUUUGGGGGUUGCGAGGAGGAUGGUGCUAGAGGGCGGGAGGGUGCUAAUAGGUGUAAGUGGAAGGCAGUCGAUAGAGAUAAGCCCAUGAGAAGGUCCUGUCCGUAGAUUGGUGUUAGUGGGAGUAAGAGGGAUGGAGUGGGAGGACGAGAGCCCCGCCCUGCACGAGUGGUGUGAGGGCGGCCCCUCCCCUCAAGGCGUGUCUCACCCCCUGGUCGGCUGUUUCAGGCGGAGGCGGAACGCUCCUGCAGGCGCCAGGUGUCUCCCCGGAGUUUGAAGUUGUGCCGCCCGUGUGUGAGCUCAUCACGCCCACACAGCCGCCUACCGUCACGCCCGCUCUCCAACAUCAGCAACCUCAGCCCGUCUCUGUGCAUUGUGGCUACGGCGCCCAUCACACUCCAGGAAUGGAAUCCCUCGGAAGUUCCCCCCACCUCGGUUACGCCUCCGACCCAGGCGCGGGGGGCGCUGCGACCACCCCGCUCACGGCACUCGGCUACACGCCGCCCGCAGGCCGGACACGGCUCGCUACGGGGGAGGAGGUGGCCUGUGGUGUGUGCGGGAAGGUCCUGUGCAACAAGUACGUCCUUAAGACACACCUCCGGGACAUGCAUGGCCCGCGCCAGAGCAUGCAGUGCCCCGUGUGCCGCCGCAUGUACGCCUCCCUCAACUCCCUGCGGGCUCACAUGAGUGGCACUCACAAGAAGCACCAAGUGCCGCAGGUGCCACAGCGGUACUAAAAGGGGGGAGGCAGCCGGAGGUUGGCUCCUGCAGGGGAACGAGGAAGACCGUAGACUGGCAGAGCGAGAGAAGAGCGAGAGACGCGGUGCCGAGGAAUAGCGAGCGGAGCAGGAGACAGAAUCUCGGAACAAAAAGACACGGUGGAUUCCGAAACCUAUUCUCGGAGUUUAUUUAUGAUCCACUCUCAGUGGCGGAAACUUGUUCAUAGUUGACACUUUAUUUAUUUUACUGAAACUUUCUUUUUUCAGGGAAACUUUUGUAAUAUCAGUAUUUUUCACAACUCAUAAGAGAUUGUAAAAGGAAUUGAGGGGAGAGUUUGGCCUGGAGAAACAAAGAACUUGUACGUAUGCAAGAAACUUUCGCUAGAGGUUUGUUGCAUAUCUUAUAAGAAUCUGUAAAGUUGGGCAUUUUGUGGGAUGUACAAACCACUGCCUCGUCGACAUGUAUUAUUUAACUUAUUUUAUUUAUUUACCAAUGUGUGUACAGCACCUUGUGGCGUCCGUCAGGGAUUGUACAAACCGCAAUUUGUAGAACAUGAGAAACGAGAAGUACUUACUGGGAAUGUGACUGUGUAAUCGGGUGAAUGCGCCAGUAGUGUUUUUCUUGCUGUGUAUUACUUCAUAAGGACACUUGAAAGAGCGACACCAAAAUUCCCGGCGUCGUCCAGCAUACGUGUGAUGCGACGCCUGUCUUGUUCACAGUGGCAAGGAGGAACCGUACUCUUCACACUGCCGCCUCACCCGCACGCCGGUUGGGAUGUUAUUUUAUUUUACGCUGUAUCAUAUACGAUUCCAGUGCUGGAAUCUUGAGUCCCGUGUAGGCGGCCGCACGUGUACUCCCUGAAUGUGCACAGACGGAGAGAGCUCACAGUGACAUCACACGCAUCUAGUGAAAACACAUAUACAUACAUACACACACUCUUGCACUUAAUUGCACUUUACCCACAUAUCUUAACAAGGCCUGUACUUAA
This is a messenger RNA of Penaeus monodon (black tiger shrimp), 2710 nucleotides long. Its product is annotated as broad-complex core protein isoforms 1/2/3/4/5-like. The record is from RefSeq and is a predicted model, not a curated record. Gene Ontology annotation, cellular component: nucleus. Gene Ontology annotation, biological process: regulation of transcription by RNA polymerase II. Gene Ontology annotation, molecular function: protein binding. Lineage: Eukaryota; Metazoa; Arthropoda; Malacostraca; Decapoda; Penaeidae.